CGUAAUUGGUGCCAAUAUUUUUUCAACUCUGUGAAAUUGCAAAAUUAGGGUUUUCUCUUGGUUCAAUUAUACGGAGCUUACGGUGAAUUUUUGCAAACCCUAAGCCCUGAAUUUCAAUUAUUUUGAUUCAGGAGAAUCUUCAAUUGGAAAACAGACGAGCUUCGUUCUUCAAUUGGAUUGGAUAUCCAUCAGUUUGAUCGAGUAAGCUCUUUUUUCGUAGUUGGAGAUUUGAAUUCUCUAUGUACUGAUGGUAGAUUGUGAAAGGGAUCACGUAGUCAUUAACUUCAAAGAUCAAUGUGUUUCGUCAUUGAUAUUCAGAUGUAUUGAAAUUAUGAAGCUCAAAUUGUAAUGGAAUCAGCUUUUAAUUAAAAAAAUUUCUCUAUUGUAAGUUGAGGUCAGGUCAACUCAGCUUAUUUCUCCAACAGAAAGAGGUAAGUUGAGGAAAUAAUGCUCUACUUAUAUACUUGGUGCUGAUUGAUGGAUCCAGAUAGCAAGAAUUUUGGAAGAGGGCCAAGAGAACUCACAGGUGCUCGAGAUCUUAUUAGUCACUUCAAAUUGUUGCCUCAUUAUGAGUUCUUUGGUAAGAGGUCGCUUCCAUUAUCAAUUUCCGAUACACAUUAUCUUCAUAAUGUGGUUGGAGACACAGAAAUUAGGAAAGGUGAGAUGAUGCAGUUGGAUCAGCUCACGCAGGAUACUUCCUUUUCAAGAGAGACAAGUUCAUGUAUCCGUCCCUUUGACUUAGAUGUCCUCAGAGAAGCCUUCCAACUACGUGAAACGGCUCCAGUCAAUUUGUCUCCUUCUGACAAAGGCACCCCCACUAUAGCUGGAAAAUCUAAGAGCGAGAUGAAAGACAAGGAGAAGAAGGAGAAGAAGCAUAGAAAACACAAGGAUAAAGACAAGGAGAAGGACAAAGAGCAUAAGAAGCACAAACAUCGUCAUAAAGAUCGGAGUAAAGACAAGGACAAAGAGAAAAAGAAAGAUAAAAGUGGCCACAAUGAUCCUGGUGCUGAGCAUUCAAAGAAACAUGAAAAGAAAAGGAAGCAUGACGAGGAGGAUUUUAAUGGUGUCCACAAACACAAGAAAAGCAAGGAGCUCAAAGAUAGACGAGAUUGGUUCAAUAAAGGUAGCCGGCUGAAUUGUGCGUGUGGUUGUAUAAUUUAUGUUGUCCCAGAUUUUGCAGUUGAGAAUUUGGAGGGUUCCUUUAUUUAGAAUUGUGAAAUAUCAGAAGUUCAUGUCCUGAUCAGUUCAUUUAUUGAAGAACUUUAUGGCAUGCGCUGGUGUUGACAUCUGUAUCUUUAUUUGACUGAGACUGUUCCUUGACAUUACUGGUCAGAUGCAUCGAAAUUUUUUUGCGUAUUCACGAGUGCAAUUUGGUGGUUUUGAUUUAUAUAGUUCAAUUUUCCCCCUUUUCUAAAUAACCACCAUGAAAAAGUAGGCAUGCAUCUAGUCUGGCCUCUACAGUGAUAAAGGAGUCAUCUGCAUGUCUGACAAAAUGUUUUCCUGCCUGUUUCGGAUAUCAAAUCAAAAUUUUCUUCUCAUAAAAGUCCGGUGGAACUAUCUUAUACUCCUUUAUCCUUUUUUAUCUAUCAUUUAAAGUUUUGGCACACGCAUUGAGAAAACCAUUUGCUAUCAUUAACAGAAUGAUAAGGGGUAUUUGACUAAGUUACCCGUAGCUGUUUUGCAAAUGAUUAGCUAUUGACUAUAUCUGCCCUCUUAGAGUAGUAAGGCUGGAACUGGAAAAAGAAAUUAUCCCUUUGUUGGUUUCUGAAAUGAUAAAUACUUUAGAACAUUUUUUUUGAUUAAAGUGAUAGAUAAAAAAAUUCACAAUAGAACAAGGUACAAGAAAGCAUAUCUUGGAAAAUUUUUGAACAUUCAUGAAAAAGUUUGCUGUUAGAGAUUCAUUUUCAUCUUGCAAAGAGACGGCGGAAAAAUGUGUUAUGGGUGCAGCCUCAAACUCAUUAUGGUAAGGUGGAUAUGUGAUAUGGAAGUGUCUGAGAUGCACUAUCCUUGAGCAUAAAAGAUGUAAACUUUUGUCUAUGCUGUCCUGAAUGUGCUGGUGGAGAUAUAAGGUGAAACUGGUCAAGGCUAGUUGGAAAAGGAUGGAAGUUUCUAAACCAUACUGGAGUACUGCUUACAUCAAUAAAGAAAAGCAACAGAAGUAAUCAAAUGAUAUGUCUAACUCUAAGAAUAGCCUCAGGAUGGAUUUAGUUCAACGUACUCCCUUGUGUUAUAUUAAGGGCUCCCAUUAGUUGGCAAUGAUGGUGAGGAACUUGAUCCAUCUUCAGGUUUAGCAAGUUGCUGCAUGCUGUUGUAUGAUUCUAUGUUUCCCUCUUUUGAGGGCUCUAAUCCCAAAGGCUCAGUCUUAACCAUUUGGAGCUUUGGGUGAUAAAAUGAGAAGGUUGAGAUGAAUGUUGGUCUGCUCUUCUGUCAUUUGUCUUCUCUAUUGAGUUUGAAGGUUAACCUCUCAACAGCAUUAAGCAUCUGCAGAUAAUUUUAAAAAAAGGUGUCGCUAUAUGGUCAUUAAUGGAAUCACUCUUGUAUAUACUAGGAUAGAUAGAAUGAGAUACAUAACUCCUUUCUUGAUGAAAUCAAGUUUUAUUUUUGGCCAAUUUUAUCUGCAUUGGACUUGGCUAUGCUAAUUGUUAGAUGCUCCUAGUGAUCAACAUGUAAACAGUAAAUUUUUGGCUUUUCUAUUCGAAUCCUGGACUAAAUGGUAGUCCUACUGCAAUGUAUGAGAAGUUUGUAUAAAUAGGCAAUGGAGAUGAUUUGUACUCAA
Molecule: messenger RNA, 2776 nt
Organism: Solanum pennellii
Lineage: Eukaryota; Viridiplantae; Streptophyta; Magnoliopsida; Solanales; Solanaceae
Product: mediator of RNA polymerase II transcription subunit 19a-like
Exons: 7
Coding region: 478-1209 (243 amino acids)
Biological process (GO): positive regulation of transcription by RNA polymerase II
Cellular component (GO): mediator complex
Molecular function (GO): transcription coregulator activity; transcription factor binding
Source: RefSeq, a predicted model, not a curated record